Fundulus heteroclitus (mummichog) is the source of this 1716-nucleotide messenger RNA. RefSeq names its product major histocompatibility complex class I-related gene protein-like. Gene Ontology annotation, biological process: immune response. The record is from RefSeq and is a predicted model, not a curated record. The coding region runs from base 325 to 1362 and encodes 345 amino acids. The transcript is spliced from 6 exons. Gene Ontology annotation, cellular component: external side of plasma membrane. Lineage: Eukaryota; Metazoa; Chordata; Actinopteri; Cyprinodontiformes; Fundulidae.
UCCCUAAGCAUUCGCGGACCAGCGAGCUCUGCAUAGAGUCCAACGCAAUUCUCCCAUCGCGGUGGGAGACUUUUUUUGAAGAAACUACAGUUUUAGCUCAUCGUCUGUCUUACUGUGGUUGCAGAGAGGUGUCGGUUGUGUAGAAGAAAUUAUCCGCAGACGAGUUAUUGGUCCGGAAAAGCCGAAUCAUUUUAUGCCUUUCUCGCUUCACCGAAGUUCUCCGCUGUCAAACACGCCCAUGGGAACAGAAGUGGCCCUGUUACAACUGCGUCUGUUAAACUAGGCUUAAUAAAUUCACCGGGACGUUUCUAACGACAGAAUAGCAUGAUGGUGUUGCUGUUGUUUUAUCUCUUCUCCCAAGCAUCAUCAGAGAAUCACGCUCUGACGGUUUUCGUCACCGCAUCUUCGGGGCUGUCAAACAUUCUGGAUGUUCAGAUUUAUACUAUGGUUGAUGAUAAUUCAGACGCUUUUUGCGACGGCAGCAACAAGACAGUGAAAGCGAACUCUGACUGGGUGAAGGCAUUUUUCCAUGACAACCACGAGCUGCUAGAGUUCUACCGAAACCAGUGUUUUGAACAUUUGCCAAACUUGUUUCGAGGCAUGAUCGCUGUUUUGAAUGAGAAUUUCAAACAACCAGAAGGAAACCAUAUUUUACAGAUGAUAUUAUCCUGUGCCUUGGAUGAGGAGACCCAGAACGUCAAGGCUGUUUUACAGUUUGGUUAUAACGCAGAAGACUUCAUGAUUCUGAAUUUAGACAAUCUGACAUGGGUUGCGCUACAACCACAAGCUAUCUCAAUUAAAGUUGCGUGGAACGCUGAUAUUGCUGGACUAAUGUUCCAUAGGAAGCUUCUCACCCAGAUGUGCCCCCAGUGGCUUAAAGGAUCAUUGGACAUAAUGAAGAGCAUUCCACCAAGAACGGAUCAUCCCUCCUUGUCUCUGCUGCAAAGAUUGCCUUUUUCUCCAGUCAGCUGCCACGCUACAGGUUUCUAUCCAAACAGAGCCCUUUUGUUUUGGAGGAAAGAUGGGGAAGAGAUUCAUGAGAAUGUGGAUCAUGGAGAGAUCCUUCCAAACAAUGAUGGGACCUUCCAGAUGAGGGUUUACCUGAACAUUUCCUCAAUCAGUCCUGAAGACUGGAGGAGGUACGACUGUGUGUUUCAGCUUAUUGCCAAAGAGGAAAAAAUCAUUAAAUUGGAUGAAGCAAGUAUUAGAACCAACAGAGAGAGGACCAGUAACAUAACCAUCCCCAUCAUAGCUACUGUGAUUACUUUUGUUCUGGUUUCCAUUGCUGCUGCUGCUGGAUAUGUGCUCUAUAAAAGGAACACAGCUCAUGGCACUGGCUUUGAAGUGAUUUCAGUGACCUGAUAAACAAUCCAUUAACUGAUGUUUGAAUUCAUUAUAAUUUCUUUCUAUGAAGUGUUGAAUUGUUUUUCACAUACGAAUGAGUAAGUGAACCCAAAUUUGUACGUUUGCCCAAGCCCAUUUAUUUAUCAAACAAUAGAACCAGUUCAAGUCAAACUUGUUUGAUCCAAUUGAACUAAAUCACUUCUUAUAAACUAAUACUCCAUAUAUUUGUUACUAAAGGGAGAAAACAACAACCUUUGUCUUUGGAAAAUGUAUUUUUAAAGCAAGUUUCUACAUUCAGGGUUGAAUUUGGUGUCAGAUACGAUGUCAGCUUCUCAAAAGUGUAGUGGUGUUUCUUAGUCCCUACCUGGCACU